GAUUUGCAGAUUUGCAGAUUUGCAGCCUUGUUGUGGCUGACGCCUUCCCGCUUAACAGCCUAUAGAGUAAAAUCUUCACGUUCACGUACGGUAGCCUUGAAGAACCUUGGAAUACAUCACGUCGCCACUCCAAAGAAAUCCACCAAUUGCUAUACAACAUCCAUCACGCUCAAUUUCUCUAAUCAUGGCCGCAGCACAACCAGGCCAGAGCAAAUAUGUAACGCUCGUAUCUUGCGAUGGAUUUGAGUAUGUCGUUUUGAGAGAAGCUGCCUGUACCAGUGUUGCGAUUAAGAAGAUGUUGGAUCCAUCCAGUGGUUGGGAAGAGUCUCAGACAGGAAUCUGCCGUUUCUCAGAGAUCAGUGGUGUCGUCCUUGAGAGAGUCGCCGAAUACUUUUACUACAACUACAAGUAUCGCAACUCGGAGAAUGUGCCAGACAUGGAAAUUCCUGCAGAGUUGUGCCUAGAGCUAUUGAUGGCAGCCGAUUACUUGGACACAUGAUACGACUCCUCUCGAAUCGGUUUAAUGGCUGCGAUGGCGUUUGCGAAUACUCGGGAUGAGAAUCAUGAAUAUGGGAAUGCGGAGUCGAUAGGAAAUGAAUCAUUCGACCUACUAUCUC
This is a messenger RNA of Botrytis cinerea B05.10, 617 nucleotides long. RefSeq names its product Bcelc1 (gene Bcelc1). Lineage: Eukaryota; Fungi; Ascomycota; Leotiomycetes; Helotiales; Sclerotiniaceae. The record is from RefSeq and is a predicted model, not a curated record. The coding region runs from base 185 to 499 and encodes 104 amino acids. Gene Ontology annotation, biological process: ubiquitin-dependent protein catabolic process. Gene Ontology annotation, cellular component: elongin complex. The transcript is spliced from 4 exons. Gene Ontology annotation, molecular function: protein-macromolecule adaptor activity.